Molecule: messenger RNA, 1113 nt
Organism: Sclerotinia borealis F-4128
Lineage: Eukaryota; Fungi; Ascomycota; Leotiomycetes; Helotiales; Sclerotiniaceae
Source: the annotation of a GenBank genome assembly
AUGGGCUCGAUAUCCUCGCCGCAGAAAAUAAACGUCUGGUUAGAUUGUGAUCCAGGACAUGAUGACGCAUUUGCCAUACUCCUCUGCACGCAGCACCCCAACCUCCAUCUCCUCGGUCUCUCCACCGUCCACGGCAACUCCUCUAUCACCCACACCACCUACAACGCCACCUCCCUCCUAACCUCCAUGUCGUCCACACACAUCCCCGUCUACCGAGGUGCUGGCACUGGUCUCGUGCGGCCCGCCGUACACGCCCCUGCUAUUCACGGCGAAUCCGGACUCGAAGGAACUUCACUAUUACCAACCCCCACCUGCAGCGCGCUCUCCGAACCAGCCAUCGACGCAAUGGCUACAGCGCUAUUUGCGACGCCCGCGGGCUCCGCGUGGUUGGUGGCGACGGGGGCAUUGACGAAUAUCGCGGCGUGUUUUGCGAAAUAUGAGGGGUUAGCGGAGCAUGUAAGGGGCGUGAGUAUUAUGGGGGGAGCGAUCGGGAAUGGAUUUACGGGGGCUGUGAUGGGGGUUGUGGGGGAUCGGGAACGCAUUGGGAAUUGGAGUGUUUGGGCUGAGUUUAACAUCUUGGUUGAUCCGGAAGCGGCGGCUUUUAUUUUUGAGCAUGAGGUUUUGAGGGGGAAGACAACGUUGAUUCCGUUGGAUGUGACGCAUCAGGUAUUGGCUACGAGGGAGUUGAUGGAUGUUUUGAGGGGUGAGAAGGAGGGGGUAAGUGGGAGUGCGUUAAGGAUCAUGUUGGUGGAGUUGUUGGGGUUUUUCGCGGCGACAUAUGAUAGGGUUUUUGGGAUGAGUGAGGGGCCGCCGUUGCAUGAUCCGUUGGCGGUGGCGGUUAUUUUGGAUGGGAUUGUUGGGGCGGAGAUUCCGUUUUAUGAUCACAAGGAUGGGGGGAAGAGGGAGAGAUUUGAGGUUAAGGUGGUCACGGAGGGAAGCCAUGAUGAUGCUCAGAAUGGAUCGGAAACUGGUCGGACUAUUGUCAGACUGCUUCCUGAUGGGGAAGAGGGUGUUAAAAUCCCGAGGGGCUUAGAUAUCAAGAGGUUCUGGGAAGUGGUAGAAGAUUGUUUAUCUAGAGCUGAUGUCGUAAACAAGGCGCACGGAAUUGUAUAG